Brassica rapa (field mustard) is the source of this 861-nucleotide messenger RNA. Its product is annotated as defensin-like protein 22. Gene Ontology annotation, biological process: defense response to fungus. Gene Ontology annotation, cellular component: extracellular region. The record is from RefSeq and is a predicted model, not a curated record. Lineage: Eukaryota; Viridiplantae; Streptophyta; Magnoliopsida; Brassicales; Brassicaceae.
UUUUGCCACUUAAUGAAGAAAGUAUUUUUGAAAAUAUCUCAUUAGUGGUGAUAAAAAUGAAAAGUGGUACCAUGAAAAUGGUAAACAUGUAAUUUACCCAAAAUAAAAUGCUUCAUGGAUCAUCUACAACAAAUUAUUUUUCUUUCUUUAUUUUUUGUUUUUGGAGGAAGGAUCAUAUAUUUGGAUCAUAACAGUUGACAAUAUCUAAUUCAGAUUUGUAUCUGUUAUAUUCCGUAACUGAAAGUCAGAGUGUUUUGACUUUCACAAAAAGGGUUGACAUGUUACAAAAUAGUCAGCAUUCAAAUAUAAGUAGAAAUAGAAUAAAACUUUUAAGUUAUUGACUUUUGAUUUGACUGAAACUUCGGUUUCAUCAACACAUCAGAAAAAAUGUAGUAUCCAUCUAGUAUAAAUACGAGUGAAAUACAUCAUUUUUUAUCAACACAAAACAAGGCUAUUACAAAUCUAAAAAUAAAGAUUAACAAUGGCCAGUGUGAAAGUUUUUUCUUUUGCUUUGUUUCUUGUCCUCCUUUUCUCCGUUGAUGUUGAAGGAUAUGUGUUAGAAAGUACAUCCUUGUGUUGCAAUACCCACCCAGAAUUUGGGAGGUGCAUCCCAAACCUUGACACAAGAAGAUGCAACAGUUGGUGUCUUAAGGGAUGUGACAAUAAAAAAGGUGGUUUCUGCAAACGUAUUAACGGAGGACAAUGCCAUUGUUAUUGUUAAGAAUCUCUCAAAACCAUGUAAAACAUGCAUGACCAUUUGAUUAUUUCGUUUAUGUUGCCGUUUUACUACUUUUGUAUGAUUUAUGAAAUUAUGAUAUUUGUACGAAAGAGAGAAAAAGAUCUUCAACUAUCAUUUGCUUU